Messenger RNA from Daldinia caldariorum, 1426 nucleotides. Its product is annotated as translation initiation factor eIF5A. NCBI's taxonomy places the organism in Eukaryota, Fungi, Ascomycota, Sordariomycetes, Xylariales, Hypoxylaceae. The record is from RefSeq and is a predicted model, not a curated record. Gene Ontology annotation, biological process: positive regulation of translational termination; positive regulation of translational elongation. Gene Ontology annotation, molecular function: RNA binding; ribosome binding; translation elongation factor activity. The transcript has 3 exons. Bases 582 to 998 code for a protein of 138 amino acids.
AAAAAAAAAAUCCGUCUUUUUGCCAUUUACGGUUCCUCCACUCCUACAUUUUUUUUCAACCCCCCUCCCUCAAUCUUUCACAUAUCUUCCCAGUCCUCCCCCCUCUACAAAAAGUCCACCAACUCAUACUCGAUCUUGGACAUCUUAGUUAGGCCAUUUGCGCAUCUUCCCUUCUCUCUACCCUCUUAACACUUUCACUUCGGUCAAUCCUUCAAAAUGGCGGACGAGGUACGUUUUUUUAAAAGAAAAAGAAGCAACAUUAUCCAACACGUCCCUCUUUUUUUUUACACUGGCGAUCGCAAAGGCGGGCAAUGGCGGGCUGGCACCUAACCACCCCGCAUCCGCAUCACUACGCAAUUACAUAGCACGCAUCUGGCACGCAUCGCCAAUGAACCUCGUGAUAUCAGAUGCGAUGCUAGAUGCUGCUGCCUUCGUCAUUAAACACACCUGUUUUUUUUUAUCUGCCCAAUAUUCGUGGCGGCAAUUUUCAGGUUCCGAUUCUUGGGUAGUAGUCCUAACAAAAUUUCUUACAGUUCGAGAUCGAUAACCAGGGAGAUGCUGGUGCGUCUGCCACCUUCCCCAUGCAGUGCUCUGCUCUGCGCAAGAACGGCGCCGUCGUCAUCAAGGGCCGUCCCUGCAAGAUCGUGGACAUGUCCACCUCCAAGACCGGCAAGCACGGUCACGCCAAGGUCCAUCUCGUCGGCAUCGAUAUUUUCACUGGCAAGAAGCUCGAAGAACUUUGCCCCUCCACCCACAACAUGGAGGUCCCCGUUGUUAAGACUAAGCAAUACAACUUCUCCCACCUUGAGGACGGUUUCAUCGUUCUUCACGACAUCAACACCAGCGAGGAGCGCAGCGACAUCAAGGUCCCCGAGGGUGAGAUCGGCAAGAAGAUCGAGGAGGCCGACGAGAACGGAACUCCCCUCAUCAUUACCAUCCAGUCCGCCAUGGGCGAGGAGGCUGCCAUCAAGGCCGACGAGCCCAGCCAGAAGGACUAAAUUUCCAAUUAGGGUAGUUGGGACUUAGGAAGAGGAUGUCACUGGAUCGAGCGUUACGCAUGAGCCUCGGCCAACUUGGACAUCAGAAGGGAAGGAUUGUUUAACUAGCAAACAAGUAGCUAGGUUCGUAUUGGGCGCUGACCCGCGGGGUUUUGCGUACAACUGUGCUAUCCAUUGUGGAGGAAUCAAACAUAUGGUAUGAUAGUCCUCGAACUUGACAUCUAUUUCCAUCUCUUUGAGGAACAAAAAUGAUGUGCAUUUUGAGGAUUUUUAGCAAAACAGGUCUCCUGUUUUUUAUUAGCACUUGACUUGUCUUACAGAAUCUACAAGGUCUCCCUAUAAUCUUUUUUUUGUACCUGGUGAUAUCGGCGAUCUUGCAUGUGUGACUUAGAAGCUAUGUAGUCGAAAUUGACUUGUAUGAAAAUUAA